This is a messenger RNA of Penicillium arizonense, 1644 nucleotides long. RefSeq lists its product as uncharacterized. The transcript has 4 exons. The coding region runs from base 1 to 1644 and encodes 547 amino acids. Gene Ontology annotation, molecular function: dipeptidyl-peptidase activity. The record is from RefSeq and is a predicted model, not a curated record. NCBI's taxonomy places the organism in Eukaryota, Fungi, Ascomycota, Eurotiomycetes, Eurotiales, Aspergillaceae.
AUGUCCGCAAAUCGGCCGGAAUACCAGACGUCCACGGCGGAUGUUGAAGGAUACACCCGUACCAAGCACCUUUACAUCCCCAUGCGCGAUGGCAUCGAGCUCUGCGCUAAUUUAUUCCUACCUUUCUCUGCAUCCAAGGAGGGGAAGAAGGUACCAGUAAUCUGCAGCUUGGGACCCUAUGGGAAGGAUAUUCAUGCCGCUACUUUUGGACUGCCGCGUACGCCAAUCUACGCUGAGAUGUAUAAGAGCAUCAAGCCAUUGGGUCCUGAUGCUGCAUUCGAGCUAUGCGAUCCCGCCAUUUGGUGUCGAGAGUUCGGCUAUGCGCUUCUUCGCGUUGACGCGCGCGGCAUCGGGGGUAGCCAAGGAAGGCUGGACCCAUUUGGUCUCGAGCGGUCUGUUGCUAUGCAGGCAGAUGCGGAAGGGCAAGAUCUCUACGACGUGACUGAAUGGGCUGCUAUUCAGCCGUGGUGCACGGGCAAAGUCGCCUUCAGCGGCAUCAGUUACUAUGGCAUGGUUGGAUACUGGGCAGCCAUGCAAAAGCCCCCGCAUCUGACAUGUGUCAUGUCUUAUGAGUCGGCGUGUAACGUGUAUCACGCUACCAGAAAAGGGGGCAUUUACAGCGAUAAUUUCCAAUCGCACUGGUUUAACAACGUUGUUCUCCCCUAUCAGGCUGGGAAGCAGGAUGAAUCUUUGAGCGACCGGGAGCUGGCAGCCGGCCGGGUUGAUUUCCCGAAGCUGCUCGCCACGACCGAGUACCCGAACGAAGGAGUCUGGGGUGUCCUUGGCCGAGUCCGCAAGCUUUCUGACAUUGAAGUGCCUUUCUACUCGGCUGGGAACUGGACAGACCCUGAGAUCCACUUACCGGGGAAUAUUCGGGCCUUUAACGGUAUCUCGUCCAAGUAUAAGUGGUUGGAAAUGCAUACCGGCAACCAUCUCGCUGCGUUCUACGAGCCGGCGCACAUUGAACUGCAGAGGAAGUUCCUCGACCACUUCCUCUUUGAUAAGGAGGAUAACGGAAUGCUUACUGACGCCGAAGACGUCGCCUUCUACCUCACCCCGGACAAAAAGCUCUCUCUAACUAGCCCCGCUCAUGCAGAGCGCAUCGCAUUCAAAACCCAGGGCUAUAAUUCCACGUCUAGAAACCUCCAUUUCGUACUCGACUCCACCUUCAUCCAAUCCUUCGAGAUCCUCGGUUCCCCCUAUCUCGAGCUGGAAGUCAGCACAGAGGCCGAUGAUCUAGAUCUAUUCGUCUAUCUUCGCGCCGUGGACUCAAACAGCGAAACCAUCAUCCUCUCUGGCAACCAUGGCGAACCUAUGGACAACUUUGCGCGGGGUUACUUCCGUCUCUCGCACCGUGAAGAAGUUGCGCUGAACUUCGUAAAGGAGAAAGUCAUCUGUCAGGCCAAUGUUCCCAGAUCUAAGGUUGUCCGAGGGGACGUCUACAAGAUCCUCCUGCCCUUGUACCCGGCUGCAUUCCUCUUCGAUAGAGGACAGUCACUGAGCCUCGAAAUCGGGCCUGUGAAUACUCCAAGUACCAUACCUCCGAUGCGACAUGAGGGCGGCGAUCGCACUACUGAUAGAUUUGGAGGCGAGAAUGUUCUUUACUCUCAUGGCAGACUGGUUCUUCCGAGAGUGAGACGGUGA